Messenger RNA from Labrus mixtus (cuckoo wrasse), 1305 nucleotides. It is a transcript of the gene trim110, whose product is annotated as tripartite motif containing 110. Bases 201 to 1058 code for a protein of 285 amino acids. Gene Ontology annotation, molecular function: zinc ion binding. The record is from RefSeq and is a predicted model, not a curated record. Lineage: Eukaryota; Metazoa; Chordata; Actinopteri; Labriformes; Labridae. The transcript is spliced from 6 exons.
AGGAUCAUGUGACCACCUUGAAUCCUGUGUGAAGUUUCAAGCAGAGGCUGAUCUGUUGGGAUUAGCCUCCACAGCCAGCACGUUGAGCGCUCACAACACACACGAUCACCGAUGGCCACAGUCUGCAAACACAAGGACACCUACAGCAUCCUUGUGUGACACACACACAACAAACUACAGUGAGCCGUCUACCGUUCAUCAUGGCGUCCGGCGAGGAAGAGCUGACCUGCUCCGUGUGCCGAGACAUCUUCAGCCAAACCCACCCGCUGCCCUGCGGCCACAGCUUCUGCCCCACCUGCAUCCGGGAGGCCUGGAGCGCCCAGGACGAGGAGAGAACCCGCUUCACCUGCCCGCAGUGUCAGGAGGAGCACGGCGAGGUGCACUGCGACUGCUGCCCUUCUGAUACAGAGGAAGAACAAAAACAGUUAGCCGUCAAGACCUGCCUGAGGUGUGAAGUGUCGUUGUGCGCCCAACACCUCCAACCCCAUCUGGAGAGGCCGGCGUUUAGCACCCACCUGUUGGUGGAUCCGCUGAUGGACCUCUCCCAGCGACGAUGUCAAACACACACAGAAGUACUGCGCUACUACUGUGCCGAUGAAAGAGUGUACGUGUGUGGAGACUGUCUCCUGGAGGGGGGCCACGCUCAGCACAAAGUGAAGGCGCUGAGACAGGUGGAGGAGGAUCUGAAGGUCAUUCUCCAAACACUGCUCAGAAAAUCAGAGGAGAAGCUGAAGGAAGGGGAGCAGAUCCUGAUAGAGCACGGGGAUAUGGAUACCACCAUGACCGACUCUCUGAAGCAGGACGACACACAGGUGGAGCGGCUGAGUUCAGACCUGCAGAUCCAGGUGAAGAAGCUGGUGGUGGCACUCAGGGAGAUCACGAAGAGGGAGAGACAGCAGGUGAUAGCGCGAGUGAGCGAGGACUGCUCCAAGGUGAGAGAGGACAUGAGCCGAGUGGUGAGCAUCCAGCACUACCUGUCCUCUCUGCUGGCAGAGCCCGACCCCUUCCUGCUCAUCUGGGUUACUAGAAGACCUGAACAACCCACUCUUCAGACCUGAUGCCAUCAGUCUAGACAGGAAACACAUCUUAGAGGACAUAGAGAGCAAGUACAGAGAGUUCAUCACUGCCACCCUCCGCUGCCUCAGUGACCUCAAACGAGAGCUGUUAACCAGUCCUUUGACUCUGGACACAAACACAGCUCAUCCUCUGUUGAGCAUCACUGACGACCUUCGCUCAGUGACGCGGGUCAAAGGCCGUCUGCCCUGCGCUGCUCACCCCGAACGUUUCGACCACUGGCCCCAGGUC